Messenger RNA from Aptenodytes forsteri (emperor penguin), 1834 nucleotides. It is a transcript of the gene NEGR1, whose product is annotated as neuronal growth regulator 1. The record is from RefSeq and is a predicted model, not a curated record. The annotation marks the transcript as partial. The transcript has 5 exons. Lineage: Eukaryota; Metazoa; Chordata; Aves; Sphenisciformes; Spheniscidae.
CAGCUCUCCAUUACAACUUUCUCCUUGUUUCAUUCCAGUUUCUCCGAAGAUAUUUCGUAUUUCGAGUGACAUCGUUGUGAACGAAGGAAGCAAUGUUACUCUGGUGUGCCUGGCCACAGGGAAGCCAGAGCCUUCCAUUUCUUGGAGACACAUCUCUCCAUCUGCAAAACCAUUUGAGAGUGGACAGUACCUGGACAUCUAUGGAAUUACAAGAGACCAGGCUGGAGAAUAUGAAUGCAGUGCAGAAAAUGAUGUCUCAGUCCCAGAUGUGAAAAAAGUAAAAGUCACAGUAAACUUUGCCCCCACAAUUCAGGAACUUAAAUCCAGCGGUGUGAUGCUUGGAGGGAACGGACUGAUACGGUGCGAAGGUGCAGGAGUUCCUGCCCCAGUCUUUGAGUGGUACAAAGGAGAGAGGAAACUGAUCAAUGGUCAACAAGGAAUUACUAUUAAAAAUUAUAGUACAAGAUCACUUCUUACUGUUACCAAUGUCACAGAAGAGCAUUUUGGCAACUAUACAUGUGUCGCUGCCAACAAGCUAGGGACGACCAAUGCCAGCCUGCCUCUCAACCCUCCCAGUACAGCCCAGUAUGGGAUCACCGGUGACGCUGAAGUCCUCUUCUCCUGCUGGUACCUUGUGUUGACACUGUCCUCCCUCACCAGCAUAUUCUACCUGAAGAACAUCAUUCUGCACUAAGUGUAAAGACCCAUAAAAGGCUUUUAAGGAUUCUCUGAAAGUGCUGAUGACUGGAUCCAAUCUGGUAGAGUUUGUUAAAAGCAGCGUGGGAUAUAAUCAGCCGUGCUUACAUGGGGAUGAUCGCCUUCUGUAGAAUUGCUCAUUAUGUAAAUACUUUAAUUCUACUCCUUUUUUUGAUUAGCUGCAUUACCUUGUGAAGCAGUACACAUUGUCCUUUUUUAAGACGUGAAAGCUCUGAAAUUACUUUUAGAGGAUAUUAAUUGUGAUUUCAUGUUUGUAAUCUACAAGUUUUCAAAAGCAUUCAGUCAUGGUCUGCUGAGUUGCAGACUGUAGUUUACAAAAAAAAAAUAUUGCAGUAAAAAUGUGCUUCUUUAAGGCUGCAAUACAAAUAUUCAGUUCCCUUCUUAAAUAGCAUUCUAUCCACAUUUACACAGAAACAUUUUCUUUUUUGAUAAAAAAAAAAAUUCAAUAAUAUUGCCUUCAAAAUAUUUCUUCAAAAUAUUACACGUAUCUAGAUUUUCUUCUAGCAUGAUAUUCAGGUUUCAAGAAUGAGCCUUGUAUUAUAACUGCAUUGUGCAGUACUGCUUUCUGUUUUCUUUCCUUUUUCCUGCAAAUUCAGCAUGGGUGUGCCUUCAUAAAACACUACUUUCCUCUUCCUCUCCAACAAAGGUAGAAUGUGUUUUGGGAAAUGCUAAAGCAUCCUUUUGAGCAUAACAAAUCUCCAGCUGAGGACAAAGGUGCUAUUGGCUAAAAGGAAAACCUCCUCUCCCAUCUCCAGGGGGUCAUCGAACUGCUUCAGACUUAAUGUUUUUAGGCAAUCAGUCAAGGAUAGCACCAACUCCUUUUUAUGUUUUCCAUCUACCACCACUAACCAGUAGGCGAUCUCUGUAAAAACUAGUUUUCCCAUUACAAAACAGAACGCAAAUCAUUUUGAGACAUCUUUUGGAUGUAGGAAGGUUUCCCUUAGUCAUUCUAAAUCAAGAUUCCUAAAUGGCUGUAAAUGUGAGAAGCUGAAUAGUCCCUUUUGUAUUACUGGCAAAAACUAUGUGAAUUGGUAUUUUUCUUGCACUUAAUUUUGUACUGGUUUGGCUAAUUUAGCAAUGAUAAAGGAUGCUUUUAAAUAUUAGAUAUCUGAAAAUA